Molecule: messenger RNA, 3497 nt
Organism: Gadus chalcogrammus (walleye pollock)
Lineage: Eukaryota; Metazoa; Chordata; Actinopteri; Gadiformes; Gadidae
Gene: adam8a
Product: ADAM metallopeptidase domain 8a
Exons: 25
Coding region: 68-2635 (855 amino acids)
Biological process (GO): regulation of cell-cell adhesion; positive regulation of membrane protein ectodomain proteolysis; proteolysis
Molecular function (GO): metalloendopeptidase activity; cell adhesion molecule binding
Source: RefSeq, a predicted model, not a curated record
AGCAUUAAGCCGAAGUUUCUGAACGGGUGAAGUCAAGAUAUACAGUUUGGACUACUAGGAAUAAAACAUGCAAUACUCGGAUUAUUUAAUAUGUCUUUACAUCUUCUUUGGGGGGACGUGUGUGGACAGCCUAAAGAAACUACCUCAUGUGAUCAAAUAUGAAACAAUUACGCCUCAAAAACUACAUAAACUAUCUCAAACAAAUACAAAACAACAGAAAACCCCUCCAAUAGUCACAUUCUCACUGGCCAUAGAUGGGCUGAACAGGACUCUCCACUUGGAAAGAAACAUACAUCUUAUUGGGAGAAACUUCACUGUUGUACAUUAUUCUGACCAAGGCACUGCAGAAACAACCAUACCAGAUUAUAAGGACCACUGCUACUACCAUGGGCGCGUCGUGGAGGUGGAGGACUCCUCGGCCAGUAUCGACCUCUGCUCAGGAAUCAACGGGUACGUGCGUAUCGAGGACCAGUCGUACCUCAUUGAACCCCUCGCAGAGGAAGGGGAGACAGACCAGCAGGAAGGCACCGGAGAAGGGGAGGGGCUUCACGCCGUGUACAACUCAAGACACCUGAGACGGAAGAGGAGCUCCUGUGGCCAUGACAACGAGGAGACCGUCUUUGACCACGGGUCGAUCCCCUCCGGACUGUUCCGUCUCAGUAAACCGAAAAGCUCUCAGCAGAUGAAGAAAUUCCAGAUCGGCAAAACCAGAACAGUGGAAUUGGUUCUUGUGGUGGACUAUGCAGAGUACAAGAAGUACGGCAGGAAGACUGUGACAGCGAGGAUGCUUGCGGUGGUGAACCACGUGGACAAGCUGUAUCGUAGCCUGGGUACCCGCGUGAUGCUGGUGGGUCUGGAGAUCUGGACCUACGGAGACCAGAUAGAGGUCAGCCCCGAUCCAGACGUCACACUGGAACGCUUCAUGGCCUGGCGCCAGCAGACACUGUUACCGAGGACCAAGCAUGACAACGCUCAGUUCAUCACGAAGGUGGAUUUCAUCGGCAAUACCGUAGGCCUGGCGUACACCGGUGAAAUAUGUACCAGCCGUUCUGUGGCCGUCAACGAGGAUCAUACCGAUAACGCCAUCGGGGUGGCGACCACCCUUGCCCACGAGAUGGGUCACAACCUGGGCCUGUCUCAUGAUGCUCCAGGCUGCGUCUGCCGGUCCUCCCAGCCCCAGAGCGGCUGCAUCAUGGCCCCGUCACACGGGCAUUUCUAUCCAGAGGUGUUUAGCACAUGCAGCCUGGACCAGCUCGCCCAGUUCCUGGAGCAAAAGGACCCUGCUUGUCUGCUGGAGACCCCCUCUACUGACCGCAUCUUUGGAGGCCCCGUGUGUGGAAAUGCCUUUGUGGAGCCUGGAGAAGAAUGUGAUUGUGGCACUGUGACGGAAUGUAAGAAUCCAUGCUGCAAUGCCACCACAUGCAAACUCAACGCCGGGUCCAAAUGUGCAGAGGGAGAGUGCUGCAGUAAUUGCCAGCUGCAGCCGACUGGCACCAGGUGCAGAUUUCAGGCCACAGAGUGUGAUAUGGCCGAGUUCUGUACCGGCUUCUCUGCCGCCUGCCCCAAGGAUGCCUUCACCCAAAACGGCCGGCCCUGUAACCGCCGGAGUGGCUACUGCCUCAACGGACAGUGUCCCUCCCGGGAGCAACACUGCAAGAGACUUUGGGGCCCAGAUGCUCAGGAGGCAUCGGCGCGUUGCUACAGCUUUGCUCGCAAGGAUCAAAAGUGUGGGACGCUGAUGUGCUCAGGAGGCUGGAAAUUCCCCCUCACUAACUCACGGACCACUUACCCUGUUCCCAAUGGAGAGCCAUGUUACGAGGCGUCCAUAGAUCCUAAGGACAACUUCCCAGCCGAUUUAGUGAAGAUUCCUACUGGGACCAAAUGUGGAAGCAACAUGGUCUGCUACGAACAGAGUUGUCAAAACAAGAAGGACAUAGUGAGUGUUUACGGAACGGAGGACUGCUCGGAUAAGUGCAACAACCGCGGGGUGUGUAACCACGAGAGGCAGUGCCACUGUGACCCCGGUUGGGCCACGCCCUACUGUGAUGUGAAGCUCACAGAAGGGUCUCCAGGGAUGAAACCUUCUGUCGUUAUUGGUUUGUCAGUGGCCACAGUGCUGGUUCUUCUGUUCGUCGGGUUCUUCGGAGUAUUGCUGUGGCGCAAAAAGAGCAGAGGCUCCCAAAAGAGACCUCGCCACACCUCCACUGGAGAGGUCAACCCCGUGUUUCAGUCGGGACAGGGAAGCCCUCGUCCCAGGCCACCGUCGAUCGGCAAGCCCAAGUUUGUGACGUCUACGGCUUCUCAAGUCUCUCGACCGGCGACUCAGCCUCUCAGGGGGGGAUUAGUACCCAGCAGAGCCGCCCCGGAGCCUCCCAAGAAAAUGGCCUUUGUGGCUCAACCGCCUGGGGUCCAUCAGAUGGUGAAGCUUUCACCAAGGGUCCCAAGCCAGGAUAUUGAUUUAAAGAACAAACCGCCCCCACCAGCUAGACCGCUGCCACCACUUCAAAGCAAAACGGUCACAAAACCAACACCCCCAGUACCUCCCAGUAAGCCCUCUGGUUCCCCAUCCCCGUGGACACAUAAUCAACUGCCUGCCGCCAGAGCUGCUCUGAAGCCUCCCACCCAUCUGCGAUGAAUGCCGGAGUGAUUGCGUUCCUCCGUCAUGAGGAGACCUCUCUUUGUGCUUCUUACGUUUGACUCAUCCUGCGCCUUGGGUCUUGCUCAUUCCUUCUCCGGAUCUCAUCGCACCCGGUUUAUGGGAACCACUCGGCGGGAAAGAUCCUAACCUCGGCACAUUGUGGCUAUGGUGAUUUUCAAAUUCCUAAGGUGUUUGUGUGUGUUUUCUUUCAAAGGCGAUGCUCAGAAGGAAUACAGAAUCUUUAAUGUGACACCCGGUCCAACCGGACAUGAGCACGGGGGAGGAAUGAGAUUUAAUCAGCUGGAUUGGUUACUUCUAAAUAGGUCAGGGUACAACUGUGUUAUAAUUGGUUGACACAGGACUUUUGAGAAGAACAUUUCAGACCGUAAAAACUGGAUCUCGCUAAAUAGAUGAUUGGGGUUAAACAGCAAAGGCAACAUUUUAAAGAUUUUUAACAUUCGGCUAUUCUUAAGGCUGUCAAUUAUUUAUCUGUCUUGCUUUUUCUAUGACUGCAUUGCGAGUAUAUGGGAUUUCUGUAACAUACCAGAAUUGUUAUGUUAUUUUUUCUAUGAAUGUUUUUUUCUAUUUUACCCUUUUUGGUGCUUUUUGGUUAAAGAGAUACAUUUUUUGUAAGUUGACGAUGCCAUGCACUAUGACUGGAAGUAUUAGACAUUUAUUUUGAUGAAAUUUGGUAGCUUUUGUUUUACUUUUUAUAUGACAUUGGAUGCAAUAAGUUUCCAACAUUAAGAUGAAAAUAUAUGGUGAUGCUAUAAAGCCUAAUAUAAUAUGUAUGUAUUAUUUAUGUUUAAUAUGCAAUUGUACCUGGUUGACUGGGAAAGGGAAUAAAAUUGAAAAAUGU